UCGGCGGUGUUGCCGCCGUUGCGGGUCAGCCACCCAGCCUUCCGCAGUGGGGGCGGGCAGGCCGGGGGAAGGGCCGGGCCCCGCCGCCGCGCUGGGCGAUGGAGUGAGGGAGCGCUGCGCGGCAGCGGGAAGAUGGCCGGUGGCGGCGGCGGCGGUGGCUGCAGAGACAGCUUGUUUCUGGAAGCUUUGGAUAGAUCACAGUCCAAGAGAGAUGGAGGUUUUAAAAGUAAUUGGAGCUUUGAUCAUGCAGAAGAAAGUGAAGGAGAUGCAGAGAAAGAAUAUUCGGAGAGUAGAACCUGCAAAUUUAAAAGCGAGGCAAAUCUGCUCAGUUUAGAUGACAGUGAUGGGUCUUUCAGUCCCAAUGAAGAAAAAAAGUCAAUUCGUUGUCGACCUGGAACUCUCGGCACCAGCAGCGAUGCCAUAAAAGCAUACACAAGGCGAGGCAAAGCUGGAGGUUUCAAACUUUUAAAAGGGAACGCAAUCGGCCUCAACAUGAUGGGAAAUAGCAAGAAGCUGAGUGAAAAUGCUCAGAAUAUAUCAGGUCCUGUGACUGUGGUACAUGGCAGGCGUUUUCACCAUGCACACGCACAGACAACCGUAGUAAAAACAGCAGCCCAAAGCAAUCUGGACCGAAAGGAAAGAAAAGAAUACCCACCUCAGCUUCAGAAAGUGGAGACAGACCACAUUAGAUUACCACGGUCUCAAGGAGUGGACAGUGUAAUGGAGAAUACAGACGAGUCUGAAUCAGAAUCUGACAUUAAGAGAAAGGUGCGACAGAAAGGUCAUUGCAAUUCCUAUCAAUCUGACUUGAGUCUUUCUUCUGCUACAAAAAAAUGCUUAACUCAGUCAAAGCUUUUGGAACAGAUUGAUUAUUCUACUGAAUGCCCAAAUUGUGGGAGGGCAAAUGAAAAUCAGACCAAAUGCCGACAUUGUGAAAGUGCUUCUCUAAAGGAUUUGCAAAGAGUCUCCAGACAAACUGUGACAUUAAGUGAAUCUGUGGGACCUUUAUCACGUUCUUCAAUACAUCAGAAUUCAGCAGGGCAAAAAUCUUCAGGUACAGGGUUCAGCACAAAGAAGUUUUACAGUUCUGCUGUUGGAAAAGGUCCAGCGGAUAUUCUACUGAGUAAUGAAGUAGUAGGACAUUCUAUGUUACGACAGAAUGGAAAAGUUGGUCUUUUAACGGGGACAAAAAAUCCUAAAAUUACAGGAAGCUUAAGACAGAGAGGUGCAAGACCAUCUGAACUAAAUGAUCCAAUUGUUUUGUCUAGUGAUGAUGAUGAGGACGAGAAUAGUGGCAGCACUAGGAGCAUGGAAAGCAUUUCACCUCGUCCUGCAGAUUCAGCCCGCUCCUCCCCAGCUCCUUCUACAGGAAAGGUGGAAGCAGCAUUAAAGGAGAACAGUUGUGGAAUAGAACAGAGAAUAGGUAGUAUAACAACAGAUACAGAAAUUGCAGUCACACUACCAAGAAAAGCAAGAAUGAAAGAUCAGUUUGGGAACAUUGUGUCUAACACUCCAAUAAAACGUCGUAAAGUUAUUUCUCAAGAGAUGAUAACCGAGGCUGUACCUCUAAAUUAUCAAAGUUCCUGUGAAAGUGUCAUUCUGAACUGCCGAAGUAUACGAAUAGGAAUGCUGCGCAGAAUGGUAGUGGAACCUGUGAUUUUUUGCCUGGAUUAUAUCAAAAUACGCCUAGAGAGCCAAGAAGAAUCAGAAAGUGAUAUCAGAGAGAUUAACCUGAAAACUUCAGAGCUUACUAAAUGUGAAUGGUGUAGUGUCCGAAAAUUGCCAGUAGUUUUCCUACAAACAGUACCUUCAACCUGUAGCAGUCUGAGAGAGCAGCUGAAAAUGAGUAAAGACAAUGUCUGGUACGAAUGUAAAGGAGACAGUCAGGAAGAACAAUACAUAAUUUUGAUUUUUGAAACUGGUCUUGAUCCUCAUGCAAAUUCAAUAUUUGAAAAAAUAAUUAUGGACAUUGGUAUUAGAAAUAAUAUUUCUGACUUCUUUGUGAAAAUUUCCUUUGAAGAAGCCAAUGCCAGGCUUGUUGCAUUUACUAAGUGCUUGGAGGACAAUUCCAAAGGAAGCCCAUCUCACAGAGAAAGCAAACUAAAAAAUGUUGCUUCUGAGUCCAAAAUGCAGCAGCGAAAUAAACAGUUACCGUUUUUUGAUGAUGAUGAAGAAAUUGGCGAACCACAUACAGUAUUUAUUGGUCCUAUAGAAAAGUUGAUAGUUUAUCCACCUUCUCCAGCUAAAGGUGGUAUUUCUGUGACCAACGAAGACCUCCAUUGUCUAAAUGAAGGAGAAUUUUUAAAUGAUGUUAUUAUUGAUUUUUAUUUAAAGUAUUUGGUACUUGAAAAGCUGAAAAAAGAAGAUGCUGAUAGAAUACAUGUGUUCAGUUCAUUCUUCUAUAAACGCCUUAAUCAAAGAGAAAGAAGAAAUAUUCAUGAAACUUCAAACCUUUCAAUACAACAAAAGCGACAUGGGCGAGUAAAAACGUGGACACGGCAUGUUGAUAUUUUUGAGAAAGACUUCAUUUUUGUUCCUCUUAAUGAAGCCGCCCACUGGUUUUUGGCUGUUAUCUGUUUUCCUGGUUUAGAAAAACCCAAAUAUGAACCAAAUCCCCAUUAUCUUGAAAAUGCUGCAAUGCCGAUUAAAUCUUCCUCUUCAGAUGGAGAGAGCAGCACACCAUCUCCUUUGCCAAAUGAAUUAGAUGCACAAAACUCGCCUUCCAAGUCCACAGCAAAGAAGACGUUUACCAAAAAGUACAGUACAGCUUUAAUCGACCCAAACACUGAAACAGAGGACAGCGAAUCUUCAUGUUGUAGAAGAAGUCCUUGUAGGGGAAAAAGUGCUUUCAAAAAACUGAAUCAAAUAGACAGUGACGUGGAAGAACCAAACACUGUGGAAUUGGCAUGCCAUAAACUAGACCAUAGAACUCUGGAUGAAAAUGGUAUACAGGGUGAAUUCACAGCUGCUAGCCAAUCUAUGGAUGGAUUGCACAAAAUCAGACUAAACUAUAGUGAAGACUCAGCUGAUGGCAGUAAACUAAAUGAAGAUGAGCUUAUAGAUUUUUCUGAAGACCAAGAUAACCAGGAAGACAGUAGUGAUGAUGGUGGCCUUGUAGAUGAUAACUGUAAUUCAGAAAUGGGACAGUGGUACCUGAAGCCAACUAUCUGCAAACAGCCCUGCAUUUUACUUAUGGACUCACUGAGAGGCCCUUCCCGGUCAAAUGUUGUGAAAACACUAAGGGAAUAUUUAGAGGUGGAAUGGGAAGUCAGGAAAGGCAGCAAAAGAAGCUUUUCCAAAGAUGUCAUGAAAGGUUCCAACCCAAAAGUGCCACAGCAGAACAACUUCAGUGAUUGUGGAGUGUACAUCCUGCAGUAUGUGGAGAGCUUUUUUGAGAAUCCCAUUUUGAGUUUUGAACUACCAAUGAACUUAACAGACUGGUUUCCACGCCCAAGAAUGAAAACCAAAAGAGAGGAAAUACGACAAAUAAUCCUGACGCUCCAGGAACAGCAGAAUAAGGACAAGAAGGGACAGAAAGACCCAAAUUCAAUUUUGCAGGAAAAGACAGAACAACUUACCAACAACAGCUCAGACUGAAUGUUGUAUCUGUUGCAUGUUAGCUCCACAAUCAAAACUGAAACCUACAUUUUUGUCUGCCCAGACUAAAGAUUUGGCGUGUUCUCUGCUCAAAGUUACUUGGGAAUGUUUAAUGCCUGUAUAAAUGUGUGUCAUAAAAUGGUUUAAUUCCCACAAAGAUGUGUAUUAAGUGAGUCUGUACAUAUGUUAAUGAGGCCAACUUUUUCAGCAUUUGUAAUUACUUUUUUUUCCACUUGAUAGGGAGCUUUGGUUAUGUAUUUCUGUUAAUAGAACUUAAAUAGCAACUUCUAAACAUAAAGGAAAUAAAGAAAAUAUAGGUUGAAA
This is a messenger RNA of Poecile atricapillus (Black-capped chickadee), 3921 nucleotides long. It is a transcript of the gene SENP6, whose product is annotated as SUMO specific peptidase 6. NCBI's taxonomy places the organism in Eukaryota, Metazoa, Chordata, Aves, Passeriformes, Paridae. The transcript has 25 exons. Gene Ontology annotation, cellular component: nucleus; cytoplasm. Gene Ontology annotation, biological process: regulation of kinetochore assembly; regulation of spindle assembly; protein desumoylation. The record is from RefSeq and is a predicted model, not a curated record. Gene Ontology annotation, molecular function: SUMO-specific endopeptidase activity. Bases 133 to 3597 code for a protein of 1154 amino acids.